AUGUUGACCAACAUCGCCGCCCAUUCGACCCCGCGUUCCGGUAUGCUUCAAGCUCGCGCAUCCGGCGGCAGAAUCCUACGGCCUGCCACGACGACACUACAACUACAAUCGCCGCAUCAUGGCCAGCAGACUCGCGCCUUUCGCUUCGGCAUAUGGUCAUCUUACCUUGACCCCGAGGUCCAGAAAGACAUUCGUCGUCGUCAACGAAAGCUCAAGCACAAGUACGCCGAGUCGCUGGGCCGGAAGCUAAAGUGGGACCAGGACCACUUGGCCGAAGAUCCUCGAGCUAUACUCCGCCGCGUCGUGCACCGAUACAUGUACCCGUUUGAUAUUCACGGCAAGAGUACCCGCUUUGCUCACGUCGAUGGGAGCUAUGCAUGGUCGGGCAGAACAAGUGGAAGUGCCAAGAGAGAGAACCAUGGCCGUGUCUUUAGUUCAUCGCCAAAUUCCGCAUUCGGGGGCGACUUUGGAUCGUGGAAGACGGAGCUGGACGACAUGGUCAACUCAUGGACAAAGCAAAAGUCUGGAGCCACAAGCCGAGCCAAGUCUUCUUCCAAAACCAGUACAAACGCCUCCACCGUCAACACAAGUCAGGCUGAAGAAGAGUAUGUGAUUGACCCCAUUACCAAUCGCAAGGUCUUGAAGAAGAGCUAUGGCUCGAUGGAUUACACUCCAGCUUCUUCACCUGGGACAUUCAAAGCCUAUCGGUCUCAAUUCACUGCGUUCGCACCUCCUGGACUCGGUGACCAGCCGCAACGAGAGCCUGUGCACUCUAACGGCCCGCCUCCACUUGGGGAGCUCAACAAGUACAAUGACGUGGAGAUUGAACCUGAAUCUGCCGCACAGAACAGUGCCGUCUACAGUGAGGAAUAUUCAUUGAACCAUCUUCCCCCAGAGGAGGCUGCAGAAAUCCUGGAAGACGUGGAAAAGUAUGGCAAAUCCGAAUAUGACCAAGUCGAAUCUAUUUCGGAAUCACAAGCACAAAAGUACGACGAUCUUCACAAGUACAACCCGGCCCAGUAUGAUGCCAUACAGGAGAAGAGCGGCGAACCUAUUGACAAGUACAAAGACCUCCAUGAGUACAAGCCCUAUAGGUACAAUGAAUCAGCAUCCCUUGACGCGGCGCCAAAUCCAGAGUAUGAUGACUUACAUAAAUACAGGCCAUAUAUGCACGAGGAAAACGCUGCCAAGGCCGAAGCUCAACCCAAGUAUGAUGAUCUCGACAAGUACGAGAAAUUUGAAACCAGCGAGGAAGUCAGAGCCGAUGAAUCUGCUCCAAAGUAUGAGGAUUUGGACAAGUACGAAGCUUCAGAGUUCCUUGACCAGGUGAAACCCGAGGAAUCUGCGGCCGCAUACAAGGAUCUGGACAAGUACAAACAACCCUUUGUAUCUGUCGACGAUGAAGUCGUUGCCCUUAAAAGUGAUCGAUACAAUGACUUGCACGAAUAUCAACCCACCAAUUUUGAUGACCAUGUAUUUGACAAGAAGGAUCAGCCAUUUGAAAAAUAUGGCGACUUGAGCGCCUACAAAGCAUAUAGGCUCCAAGACCCUGACUCCAAGGCAAGCCUUGAGCAAGAUAUUGUCCAAGCAUGCCUCGAGGAGUUUGACAACAAAGCUGAAUCGAGGGAGACUCUCGAAAAGUCCUUGUCUGAUCACAUUGUGGCAUCCGACGCAGCCGAUCUGGAAGCGAUGGCCCAUGUGCAUCAAUCGCGCGAAAGAUCCAAGACUGCGAGUGCGCCAGGUUUUACAGGAAAUUUUGUUCGCGAUUUUCCUGAAGACUUUUCGAAUAAAUGGAAUGAAACGUCCAGUGGACUUCAGCGCGAGGUCAGCACUACUAAAGGGCUUGAUUCCGAUUACGAAAAACAAGUCCAAGCCAGCAUACAAAAUGCAGAGAGAAACUACUCCGAGGCACUUUCUCAGACGACCAACGCGUCUGUUUUAGAGACGGCUCUGGAUCGCCAAUCCAAGUCUCGGGCUCAGCCGGCCGCAGAGCGCAACAAGAGUUCGAUGAGCCGCCGACAGAGACCCAAGUCAGAUGCUGAUCCAUAUUCCAGACAACCACAAGGCUUAGAAACAAGCUUCAGAGAAGAAUGCGGUUACGAGUCGGCGGGGACACCCUUUGUAAGGAUGUACGGCAGCUCGCCAAAGGUCAAGACGCAAAAAGAAAUUCUAGCAUACGAUCCCACUAUGCAAAAUGUCAGCAUUGCCGAGACAACCUCGAUUGUACCCGAUCAGGCGACACCUCUCACCCCAGCCGAUGUCCUCCUUCGUCUCUCCAACCCAACAAAGUUUUUCCCACACUUUGCGCCACUUCAAGCCCAAGGCUUUGAAAUCGUUUCUGGAAGUGGAGAUGUCCUUGUUUUUCGCAAGACGAGGGACAUUGCAACAGCACAUGAGAGCAAUCCUCACCCCGUCAAUCCGAUUGAUAUGAUGGGCAAGCCGACGGUGCAUCCGAGUGCUGCCGCGUUUGCUUCUCCUACUGGAUUCAUCAAUUAUGAUGCUCCCACGACUGAGGAACAAUCACCUGCUUUCCGAUCAAAUAUUGACGUACGCCGGGAAGAACCAGUCUUUAGCGGACCAAAGGCAACGGCGCCGGGGAGCAAGCAAAUCCGAAAGAAGCGAAGCAUCACCAAGAGAGUCUUGAUUGGCGGUGUCUGGAUUGCUGGCUUGUCCUAUGCGCUUGGGGUCAUUGGCGAAUAUUUUGUGACUGGUGGAAUUGACGGCAAGGGUCCUACAGGUUUCUGA
Pestalotiopsis fici W106-1 is the source of this 2745-nucleotide messenger RNA. RefSeq lists its product as uncharacterized. The record is from RefSeq and is a predicted model, not a curated record. The transcript has a single exon. NCBI's taxonomy places the organism in Eukaryota, Fungi, Ascomycota, Sordariomycetes, Amphisphaeriales, Sporocadaceae. The coding region runs from base 1 to 2745 and encodes 914 amino acids.